Molecule: messenger RNA, 3730 nt
Organism: Carassius auratus (goldfish)
Lineage: Eukaryota; Metazoa; Chordata; Actinopteri; Cypriniformes; Cyprinidae
Product: protein tweety homolog 2-like
Exons: 15
Coding region: 295-1917 (540 amino acids)
Cellular component (GO): plasma membrane
Molecular function (GO): volume-sensitive chloride channel activity; intracellularly calcium-gated chloride channel activity
Source: RefSeq, a predicted model, not a curated record
UCCCGAGUUCCUCAGAGCGCAAAACACGCACAGGAAUGGCUGCUGCACGAGACCGGGAUUUAAUGUAAUAAUUCAACAUUUCCCGCUAAUUAUCGAUUUGGGGGGAGUAUUCAGAGAUAUUUUUAUGUCUCCUUCAGCACUUUUGUUUGAGUACUCCGUCUCUCUGAUGUCUAAAUCCAUGGCUUUUGUUUGAGAAGACAACGGAGAGGAACCGGGAAAGAAACACCCAAGUAACGUUAGUCCGACUGUCUCUAUCUGGGAAAGUGAUUUCUUCGUCUCGUGGACUGCUGAAGGAUGUCGUCUGCAAGUGUUGAUUAUAUCCCUCCUUGGUGGACUUACUGGCUUCAUCAGUUUCCUCAUGUGAAUCUAAGGUUUCAGCCGUUGGAUCACACGUUUAAACCGCAAGAUGAAAACUACCAGCAGUCGCUCAUCUUCCUGGGCUGUGUAGCUGCAGCUGGGCUCGGUGUGAACCUGCUGUGUCUGGCCAUCUACCUGAGCUGCCUGUGCUGCUGUCGGAGGGAUGAGGAGGAAGAGGAAAGUAAGAAAUCCAACUCCUGCUGUGUCACUUGGACUGCUGUUGCUGCCGGACUUAUCUGCUGUGUUGCCGUGGGAGUUGGUUUCUAUGGAAACAGUGAAACCAAUGAUGGGGUGUACCAGCUGACCUAUUCUCUCUAUAAUGCCAAUCACACGCUGGCGGGAGUGGACAGUUUGGUCACUGGUACUGUGGGAGGCAUGCAGAGUGGCCUGAACGAGCAUUUGUCUCGACUGGGUGAGAUCUUUGCAACUCGAGGAGACUUUGUGCAGACACUGCAGUUCAUGCAACAGAUGUCAGAAAACAUCAUGAAGCAGCUGCUUGGACUUCCUGACUGGGAAAAGGCGAAAGUAGACCUGGCCGCCAUAGCUGAUCAGACAGCAUAUGUGGAAUAUUACAGGUGGUUGACAUACCUCUUGAUACUGAUCUUGGAUCUGGUCAUCUGUCUUGCUGCUUGUCUGGGUCUGGCCAAACAAUCCCGCUGGCUGCUCACUACGAUGAUGGUCUGCGGUGUUCUGACUCUGAUAUUGAGUUGGGCGUCUCUCGGAGCUGAUGUGGCCACUGCAGUGGGCACAAGUGAUUUCUGUGUUGCUCCAGACAAAUUUCUGAUGAACCAAACAAAAGAUGUGAUCAGCUCAGAUAUUGUGCAUUAUUACCUGUACUGCAGUCAGACGCUCCCCAACCCAUUUCAGCAGUCCCUGACUGUCUUCCAGAGAUCCCUGACCACCAUGCAGAUCCAGAUCCAAGGUCUCCUGCAGUUUGCAGUGCCUCUGUUCCCCACAGCUGAGAGAGAUUUACUGAGUAUUCAGCAUUUAUUGAAUAAUUCAGAGGCCAGUUUACAUCAGCUAACUGCACUUCUAGACUGCCGAGGACUCAAUAAGGACUACCUGGACGCUCUGAUAGGUGUGUGUUAUGAUGGUGUGGAGGGGUUACUGUAUCUCGCUCUGUUCUCUCUCCUGGGGGCCUGUGCCUUCUCUGUCAUGCUGUGUGCCAUCCCGAGAGCGUGGCGACAGAUUGCCAACAGAGAGAGAGAUUACGAUGACAUUGAUGACGGGGACCCAUUUAACCCUCAGACCCGGCGAAUGAUGUCCCACCAUUCAGAGCAGGGCAACAUGCACAGCUUCUGCAGCUACAGUAGCAGCAUGGGAAGCCAGACCAGCCUGCACCCUCCAACACAGACUGUGACCAACGCACCCCCGAACCAGUCUGCGCUGUUUGGAGGAAACCCGCGCUAUGAGAACGUGCCUCUGAUCGGGAGGGGAUCUCCUCCUCCUUCGCUUUACUCUCAGCCAUAUAGAAACCGCUACUCUCCAACCAUGAGAGCCACCUACCUCUCCAUGACCGAAGACCAGAUCAGACACUUCGGGGGGGAUUUCCGAGCGUAGACUUGAUCUGUCGUCCUCUGGUCUUCACACGCUGGACAUAAGGAAAACUCUCACGAAAGCAUGCGUGCGCGCCCAUCUCAAAGGAGCACAGUCUGAAAGUUGAACACCAUUCUAAGAGCACUCAAUGUGUGUCCGUCAAUUAUUCUGAUGGUGCAAAGCUUCUUUUCCAUCACUACUGACAGAUUUUUUUAUGAGGUGCUGAAAUAUCCUCUCCCUAAUAAUCAUUUUUAUUUGUAUUUUUACACCGUAUUUUUCAUCAAACAGACUGUUGGUCUUUCUUCUCUAUUGCCUUUUCAACUGCAGAAACUGUUCGACGUGGGUAACCACAAUUAUUUUGGAUCCACUUUAUAUUAAAUGUCUUUUCACUACUACAGUACGUACUAACAUUUAAAGUGACGUGACAGUAUGGUGUAUGGAGUAUGGUGACCCAUACUCAGAAUUUGUUCUCUGCAUUUAACCCAUCCAAAGUGCACACACAAAGCAGUGAACUCACACACACAGAGCAGUGGGCAGCCAUCCAUGCCGCGGCGCCCUGGGAGCAGUGAGGGGUUCAGUGCCUUGCUCAAGGGCACCUCAGUCGUGGUAUUGCCGGACCGAGAAUCAAACCCACAACCUUAGGGUUAGGAGUCAAACUCUCUAAUCACUAGGCCACGACUUCCCCAAAUUAAGAAUUUGAUGCACUGGACUUCUUGUGUACAUACAUGGCUUUACAUAUAUGUGUGUGUGUGUGUGUGUGUGUGUGUGUGGGUAAUCUAUUGCAUAAAUUACACUCUUAACCUUUAAAACGAACCAUACCAUAAAACCUGUCCCUCACCUUAACUGCUGAACACAAACAGUGUUUUUAGUAUUAUUUAUUAUUAUAAUACUUAUUAUGACAAAAAUAAAUGAUGCACUAUUACAUGCAAGUAACCCUAAGACAAAACCUAAUUCUUAGUGCAGGUAGUUAAUUAAUAUUACUCAGUACCUAAAGGUACAAAUACACUGUAACAAGGACACCUUAAAAUGAAGUGUAAACCUUUUUCUGAUAUAUAUACAAUAUGAAAAUUGUUUUUAAUUAAUUUUGGUUAACAAGAACAACACUGACACAAACAAUUGAUUGAAGUACAUAGUAGGUAUAGACAACUAAUAUAAAUAUAGUGGGACCACUAUUUUUUAGGCAUAGAAAUUUAGCUUUUUUUUUUUUUACCAGAGUACAUGACCUUAUAAAGGUUAUCUAUUUGCCAUUUUAAAGAUUGUGUACAUAUACGUGCGGACACUGGUUGAAGUAUUAAUAUUCUGUGUACUGGACAUUUAGUCCUGCAGUGUACAGCAUUGCUAGCAUCAUCAUAGUAGGUUUGCUAGAUAAUUUUCUAAGCGGUUGCUCAUGAAAAGGUAUCUUAAUUUUUUAGCAGUGUGCAGUGUGGACUUAAUGGACAUGUCAUCACUUUAUAUGAUGGCUAACUGUACAGAUACUAAUGCAUCUUCUUAUUUUGAAGUGAAGCCUCUUCUGUUUUCUUAAUGUGUUUUGUGCCAAGAAUGGAAGCAUGUUUUGUGCCUCUAAAGCCUUUGUUUUCUUUCCCUCUCCCUUUGAUUGAUUGAUUGAUUGACUUUUACCUCAUUUCUAGCAGACACGAAUGAGGAGUUAUUUUGCUUGGAACUUAAAAUCGCAGAUCUUCUCAUAUCAACUCGAGAGAGCACUGAGCCAAUCUCUUCCCAUGAUACAAAUGCAUAUGCUUUGUAUUAACCUGUUGACCAGCUGUACAUAACAUGUAUGAUAAUCAUUGUUGUGUGAUUAUUUUCAGUAUGUUAUUUGAUAAAAUCGGCUACUUGGACA